AGACCCAGCCUAUAGCGAUCGUCGUUGUUGGGAGGCGGCAGCGGGGUGGGUGACUCCUAGCUAGCUAGUUAGUUUGUGCUCAGGUUUAUUGUUAAGGUUGUAUGGAGUAGCACUGCGAGUCUCAAUCCCUUUUCACAAUAUCAACAAAAGCAUUAGCCAUGAGUUAAUGAUACUAGCUUGGAGAAACCGACAUUUUCCGCACACGCUCAUCAGGUACAGACGCGUAUAAACAGAAAGACGGCCAGGGAGGAGGGAGGGGAGAAAUAAGAAKAAUAAGAGGAGAAGGAGGGAUCGGGAGACGGUGGGAUUUAAAGGGAUAGGCGGUCCUACUCUUAAGAAAGGAGACCACACACUACAUCAGCUCAGCUGUUGUUUCCACACACUGAGGAACAGAGCCACAUCAGCCGAAGGAACCUUUCCACCAGCAAUGAAUGACACCGGGAAAGAAGAGACACAGCUCCACCAACACUAAUACACACACUUACAUUAAUACCAAACAUACAACCUUUUAUUCCCUAAUCGUGUCUUGCCUCAACAUGGCAAACUCAGCUCUAGUGGUCCAAGCAGAACUAUUACCCCCUCAAUCGUCCUCCUCCCUCUCUCCCUUCCCAUCGCUGCAGGGACCAGGAGAAGGGGAGGAGGACAGGGUAAGGGAGGAAGAAGCGGAUGGGGAGAAAGGGAUGGUGGAGGGGGGUGAGGAUAUAGUGCUGACCGGGGUAGGGGUGCAGAUGGUGACGUCAUCGGUCCUGGCUGCGCCCCAUCUCCAGGAGCACCCUGAGCACCCGUUCCAGUGCCUGGAUUGUGGCAAGAGCUUCAAGUGGUCUUCAAGGCUGGCCCACCACCAGCGCAGCCACAACAACGAGAGGCCCUACCGCUGUAACCUCUGCCCCAAGGCCUUCAAGGGCUCCUCCGCACUCCUCUACCACCAGAGGUCUCAUUCAGGGGAGAAGCCCUAUAAGUGUGAGGACUGUGACAAAGCCUUCAAACGCUCCUCUCUGCUCCAGGUCCAUCGUAGCGUCCACACAGGCCUGCGGACCUUCCAGUGCCCCUACUGCCCGCUCACCUUCAAGUGGAGCUCCCACUACCAGUACCACCUGCGCCAGCACACAGGCGAGUGCCCCUACCCCUGCGACAGCUGCCCCAAGGCCUUCAAGAACUCCAGCAGCCUGCGCCGACACAAGAACGUGCACCUAGGUCUGAAACCCUACGUGUGCACCGUGUGUACCAAGGCCUUCACCCAGUCCACCAACCUCAGACAACACAUGAGAAUCCACACAGGAGAGAGGCCCUACAUCUGUGGAGAGUGUGGACGCAGUUUCACACACUCAUCCAAUCUGGCCCUGCACCGGAAUUCUCAAAGUCACACUGGUGAAGGAAAGGGSGGGGAGACAGGGGGRGGCAACAUGGGGGAUGAGAUACAGGAAGUGAUAGUGGGGGAGGACGUGACAUCACAAAUGUUGACGGACAUGGGCUUUGUGAGCCAGGAGGCCACGGUGGGUGUAGGGGUCGGGGAGGUAUUCCUAUCGUCAGGUCACCAGACCCUCCUGCCCCAUCUCACCCCCACCCAGGGGGGCGUGUGCACAUCCAGGGCCAUCGGGACAGAAGUGCACGUGAGCACGGAGUCGGGCGCCAGCGUGCUGCUGUACAGCUGUGGCAGCUGUAGUCAGACAUUCAGCACACGGACAGAGCUAGAGGACCACCAGGCCAUGCACCUGGGCCCCGGGGAGGAGGGGGGCAGCGGGGUGGGGGAGGGGGGAGGGGUGGGGCAUCUGCUGGCUGACUUUGAGGAGGUGGUGGAGACAACGACGGCAGCAGCAGAGAACGGACACACUACGGCUGAACUACUGGGACUGACCGGAGGGAAUAUGGGGACUACCCAGGCCCAGUUUGACCUGCUGCAGAGCUUCACAGUGGGGGCUCAGAUCCCCACAGACAGCGUGGAGACAGGGGGUAACACCACAGGGACGGGCACAGAGUGUGCCUACUGCGGGAAGAGCUUCAAAACCAGCGGAGGGCUCAACAGACACCUGGCACAGGUCCACUCCCUCUCUCCCUCCCAGUCUCGCUCCCAGUUCAGCUGCUCUGCAUGCGACCGCUCCUUCACCCUCCUCUCUUCCCUGCUCACCCACCAGCACUCCCACACCCCUGAGCAGCGCCUCCUGGCCGAGGCUGAGGCGGAGAUCGUCUGCCCCGCGUCCCUGUCCCUUUCCCUGCCCCUGCCCUCCUCCCCCAGCCAGGGGGRSCAGCACCAGGACACCCAGGGGGAGAUCCACGUCAGCCUGAUGGCUGUGACCGAGGAGGGGGACAGGGAGAUGGUCAAGCCAUCCACCAGAGCAGUGGUCAAGGGCCAGAGGARAGGAGCAGCUAGUAAGACUGCUGGGGGGAACAAUGAGAGGCCGUACCGUUGCUCUGAGUGUGGGAAGGCCUUCAAGGGCUCGUCAGGUCUGAGGUACCACAUGAGGGACCACACAGGAGAGAGACCCUACCGCUGCACAGAGUGUGGCAAGAGCUUCAAGAGGUCCUCRCUGCUCUCCAUACACCAGAGGGUGCAUACAGGUGUGCGAGCRUUCCAGUGCCCCUACUGCCCGCUCACCUUCAAGUGGAGCUCCCACUACCAGUACCACCUGCGCCAGCACACGGGCGAGCGGCCCUACGUGUGUCAGGAGUGUGGCAAGUCCUUCAAAAACAGCAGCUGUCUGAGGAGACACAGUCAGCUCCACUCUGGCCUGCGCCCUCACAUYUGUCCCAUCUGCUCCAAGUCCUUCUCACAGACCUCCAACCUCAAACAGCACGAACGCACCCACUCAGGCGAGCGGCCCUUCCAGUGUGCCCAGUGUCACAAGAGAUUCACCCACUCCUCCAAUCUCCAGCUCCACCUGAGAACCCACUCCUCCAGGAAAGACUACAAGUGUCCCUUCUGUGGGAAGGAGUUUGUCAUGCAGUCCUACUUGCAGAGGCACAUGAGGACCCAUGGGAACGGGGCUGUGGCCGGGGACGCUGGGGUGGGGGGGAAGGAGGGAGGCAGGGCAGGUGGAGGGGUGACAACCACCACCACCUUACUAAACCCCAUCACCCUAGAGACCACAGGGAACUCUGGGUCUCUGAUCGUGUCUCAGCCGGCGCUGGACAUUCCCCCCAACACCUCCCAGAACUACUUCAUGAUCCAGACAGCAAAUGGGCUUCAGCUCAUCCCCCUGUCUGCCCCCGCCCCCCCUCCUCCCCCUCCGCCUCCCCCCCAGACACAGUACAUCCUCCUACAGUGCCCCUCCACCAAUGGGAGCCAGCCCAGCCUGAUUCUCGUCCCCACCACAGCGACCAAUCCCCAGCCCACCCUGGAGCCCCAGGGCCUCCCAUUGGUCCAGACAGUUCUAAACCCUGCCCAAACCCAGAUGCAACAUUUCCAGACAAUAUCCCAGCAACAACAGCAGCCCAGGUUCAUCAUCACCACCAMCAACAACAAUGUAAACAACCCUCCUGUUGCUAAGACAACAACUCCCUCCCUGAACUCUAUGCUGAACAAGCCCAUUUUAGGGAAAAGUACMCGGACAGCCAGGUCCAGGAGAGGACGGAAACCCAAAGCCGYUGUAGGUCGGMAUACURYCACCUCRGUUGCUAYGACAACCACCUCUGUCACCAUGACAACAGCCCCCRUCAGUCAGUCGGGGGAUGACCCCUAA
Molecule: messenger RNA, 3677 nt
Organism: Salvelinus sp. IW2-2015
Lineage: Eukaryota; Metazoa; Chordata; Actinopteri; Salmoniformes; Salmonidae
Source: RefSeq, a predicted model, not a curated record